UAAGAAAAGGAAAGGCAUCAGGAGAAGGAAAGUAGGAGGAACAAAAGGCACGUAUUUAAAGAGCACAAACAGGAAAGAGGUGUGUUAGAGACACUUUGGGAAGUGGACACAAAGCCGGAGACAAGUUUAUCAAGGUCUCAAGGCUUCAGAUUUGCUUUUCCCCUGCUCCCUGCCGGGCUGUUUUUCAACUUUCUGAGACCCGUGGCUAUUUUGGUCUGUCAGUGUUGGAGCGGUUUGGGAUGGAUGCCAUCAUGCUGCAAGAAAAACUGGUGGAACGUCUGCUGUGCCCACGAGUGAGAACAGCCAGGCAGAAGGAGAAACAGUAUGUGGGUUUUGCAACUCUGCCCAACCAGGUCCACAGGAAGUCUGUGAAGAAAGGCUUCGAUUUUACACUGAUGGUUGCAGGAGAGUCUGGUAUGGGUAAAUCCACUCUGGUCAACAGCCUGUUCCUCACAGAUCUCUACAAAGACAGGAAGUUACUGAAUGCUGAAGAGCGCAUCAACCAAACUGUGGAGAUCAUCAAACACACUGUAGACAUUGAGGAGAAAGGAGUCAAGCUCAAGCUGACCAUCGUGGACACGCCAGGGUUUGGAGAUGCUGUCAACAACAACGAGUGCUGGAAGCCGAUCACAGACUACAUAGAUCAGCAGUUUGAGCAAUACUUCAGGGAUGAGAGUGGACUGAACAGAAAAAACAUCCAGGACAACCGAGUCCACUGCUGCCUCUACUUCAUCCCACCAUUUGGGCACGGGCUGCGUCCAGUUGACGUGGAGUUCAUGAAGGCGCUGCAUGAAAAAGUGAACAUAAUUCCACUCAUCGCAAAAGCUGACUGCCUCACACCCAACGAAAUAAAAAAGCUCAAAGACAGAAUACGAGAGGAAAUAGACAAGUUUGGGAUCAAAGUGUACCAGUUCCCCGAAUGUGACUCCGAUGAGGAUGAAGAGUUUAAACAACUUGACAAAGAGCUGAAGGAGUGCACCCCGUUCGCUGUGAUCGGCAGUAACACGGUGGUGGAGGCUCGCGGGCAGAGAGUCAGAGGGAGACUGUACCCCUGGGGAAUUGUUGAAGUGGAGAACCAGUCGCACUGUGACUUUGUGAAACUGAGGAACAUGCUGAUUCGUUCACACAUGCACGACCUCAAAGAUGUGACCUGCGACGUCCACUACGAGAACUACAGAGCGCAGUGCAUACAGGAGAUGACCAGUAAACUGGCUCAGGACAACCGUAUGGAGAGUCCCAUCCCCAUCCUGCCGCUCUCCACUCCAGAUGUGGAAACUGAGAAACUCAUCAAAAUGAAAGAUGAGGAGCUGAAGAGGAUGCAAGAGAUGCUGAACAAGAUGCAGCAGCAGAUGCACGACAAAGAGCAGUGAUGUCUCUGGCAGCAGAGCUGGGCUGCAGCGCCACCUGCUGUUUUUCCCUCUGAGACCUUCAGACAAUAAACAUGGAUAUCACGUGUUAGUGGCAACUCUGGCUGUACAUUUACCCUCAGUUUGGUGCUUUGUAUAGUUUGUCUGCCUGGACGGUUCUCUGUCAGAGCAUUUUUUUUUGUUUCUGAAAAUAUCCUUUUGCCCACUUUGAGCCUCUCGCUGUGGUUUAACAGUCUUAAAAUAUAUAAUAUAAAUGUGUAAUUUAAAUUACUACUCAGUGUAUCUAAUUUAUAAAUGCAAUGCUAAACUUUUUGGAUAUUUUGUCAGGGUAACAUGUGUGCUACAAGAUGUUUUGUAAAAAAAAAUUAAGCUUGUCGGUGACGUUAAGAUUUAACUGAUAUUGUUUUUUUAUUAUGUGUUUGUGAGUGUGUGUUUGGAUGCGUGAGUAUUUCUUGAGAUUUCCUCGAGGUUUCCGUCCAUAAAACCCUCUUUUAUCCACAGUGACUUUACUUUUUGUUGAAAUACAACGUUUGCUCUUGUUAAUUUGCUCUUUUUGA
Messenger RNA from Centropristis striata (black sea bass), 1924 nucleotides. It is a transcript of the gene septin5a, whose product is annotated as septin 5a. The coding region runs from base 240 to 1370 and encodes 376 amino acids. NCBI's taxonomy places the organism in Eukaryota, Metazoa, Chordata, Actinopteri, Perciformes, Serranidae. The transcript is spliced from 11 exons. Gene Ontology annotation, cellular component: microtubule cytoskeleton; cell division site; septin complex. Gene Ontology annotation, biological process: regulation of exocytosis; cytoskeleton-dependent cytokinesis. Gene Ontology annotation, molecular function: GTP binding; GTPase activity; molecular adaptor activity. The record is from RefSeq and is a predicted model, not a curated record.